This is a messenger RNA of Prorocentrum cordatum, 464 nucleotides long. NCBI's taxonomy places the organism in Eukaryota, Dinophyceae, Prorocentrales, Prorocentraceae. The record is from the annotation of a GenBank genome assembly.
UUUUUCCCUGGGAGCACAGAAAGGCGCAUCGUCUAUUAUACGAGUCUCGGGUUUAGCAUUAGAGGCCCGCCUCCCCCGUGGCGACGGGUGCAGCAGGAAGCAUCGCCCAGCCGUGCCGGUUGCCAGCUCGCCAGGACGGGCGCGCCCUGCCAGCUCGGUCCGGCGCAAAUCCCCGAACAGGAGGGAGCAGGAGGAGGAGGAGGAGGAUGAGGAGGAGGACGAGGAGGAGGAGGAGGAAAACGAGGACGAGGAGGAGCCCAGGGCCGCCCGACGCUCAGCCCGCGGGGGCGCCGCCGCCGCCGCCCGCGGGCGGGGGCCCCAGGCCGGGCACGCCCAGCGGCAGCGCGCCGGCGAAGAGCCUGCUGCUCAGGCCCCCGGGUGCACCCAGGCCUGCGGGAAGCCCGAAGCCCGCCCCCAGGCGCGCGCCCAGCUGCGGCCGGGCCCCCCGCGGCAGCCCGGCGCCC